UGUGUGUGUGUGUGUCAACCUGCAGUGCUUGCUUAAGUCUUUCGCUAGUGCAGACACGUCCACAGGCACUGUAAGGCGUCUCUUUCCCUCAAUGUAAUGAUUGGAUAAUUAUGGGAUUAAGUCCUCGUGGAACAACAAUAGAUGCCAAUCCAGAUUGCCACAGUGUGUCAGAGACGAUUCAGAGUCCAUUCAGAUAGAGCCUGGGACUCUUUGCGUGUUGGAUGUCAAGAAAAUGGCAACCUAAGGAUAAUGUUGGUGACCAGUGCGUGCAUAAAUGCUGAGCUUUGCGUCCUCAGCAGCUGGGUGUUCUUGAUUCUCCACCGCCAGCUCAGGUCCAAAAUGAACGGCUACUCGGCCCCCACCUACCCUUCUGCAGGCUCUGGCCCAUAUGCCUUGCAGCUGAAUGGCCCUGGCUCCCAGACACCAGAUGUCACAGAGUGCAGUGCCAACAAGUCCAGCGCAAAAGUUCUCUAUGGGACAGAUGGACCGUACUUCCUACGCUCUUCCGCCAAACACAAAAAGAAAGAGCAAAGGAAAAAAUACAUUAAAAACAGCAUUAACAGCAUGACGGAUACUUCGCAGUACCAUGUUGAACACCUGACAACAUUCGUCAUGGACCGCAAGGAUGCCGUGAUCACCAUCGACGACGGCAUCCGGAAGCUGCGCCUGCUUGACGCCAAAGGGAAGGUGUGGACGCAGGACAUGCUGCUGCAGGUGGAUGACAAGGCGGUCAGCCUCAUUGAUGCUGACACCAAGAAUGAGCUGGAGAACUUUCCGUUGGGAACGGUGCAGCACUGCCAGGCCAUCAUGAACUCCUGCAACUACGACUCCAUCUUGGCACUUGUGUGCAGGGAGUCUGGGCAGGGCAAGCCAGAUCUGCACCUCUUCCAGUGUGAUGACAUAAAGGCAAAUUUGAUCCAUGCGGAUAUCGAGAGUGCCAUAAAUGACCACAAGGGGGGAAAGGUCAAAAAGAGGCCGGAAGUGCUCAAAAUGAUUCUGAAGAGCGAUGGUGCCAUUCCACCUCCUCCUGGUGGCCCCGCCCCUGAGCCCCCAGCAGCUGCCAAUCAAAUGGAUGUGAAGAGCAGAGUGGCUGCUUGGUCAGCCUGGACCAAUGAACAGCAAAACUUUGAUAACCAAAGGCCAUACGGGGAACAGGAUGAGGCCCCAGAGAUGACUGCAGCACGAGUGGACAGAGAUGUUCAAAUCUUGAACCACAUUCUAGAUGACAUUGAGUACUUUGUCACUAAACUUCAAAAAGCUGCGGAAGCAUUUAAUGAUCUGUCGAAGCGAAAGAAAUCGAAGAAGAGCAAAAAGAAGGGCCCAGGAGAGGGAGUGUUGACGCUCCGGGCGAAGCCGCCAGGACAGGAGGAGUUUGUUGACUGUUUUCAGAAAUUUAAGCAUGCCUUCAACUUGUUGGGAAAGUUGAAACACCACAUUCAAAACCCGAGCGCCAUGGACCUGGUUCACUUCCUCUUUACUCCACUCAGAAUGGUGGUCCACACCUCAGGUGGGAUAGACCUGGCAAAGAGCGUGGUGGUUCCCCUGCUCACCAGAGAGGCCAUAGACUUCCUGCACUCUGCAGGCACUGCCGAGGAGCGCCACCUGUGGGUCGCAUUGGGUGAUGGAUGGACCAAAUGCAGGCUGGAGUGGCCCAAGGACCACUUCUUCCCACCUCACACUCUGUGCUUCCGGGAUGGUUGGGAGCCCCCUCUGCUAGUGUCCCGGGAGCAGGGCCUCUCCCAGCUGGCUGAGACGCUGUCUCAGGCCGAGAUCCACAGGCAAGAGGAUGGGAGCCGCCUGCUCCACCAUGAGGCGAGCGCACGGGAGUUCCCCUCAAUGGACGGGUACACCUUCAGUAGCACCACCUCUGAGCACAUGCAUGUUCUGGACACUGACAUGGCAAUGGCUGCUUUUAAACAUGCACUCAGCCGCCAUGUAGAUAGCUAUGAUGGUAGAGGCCAGCCAAGGAAUUUUGCCAAAUCUAAAUAUGACUUUGUGGCACGCAACAACACGGAGCUCUCUGUGAUUAAGGAUGAGGUUGUGGAGGUUCUGGAUGACCGGAAACAGUGGUGGAAGGUUCAAAAUGGAGCUGGGGCUACUGGAUAUGUGCCAAACAACAUCCUUGAGAUCUCCAGAGCUGUGGACAUGACCGGACGAGGGGAACCUGUUUACAGCCAUACCAUUCAGAAGCAGAGGGCGGACUAUACACCCAAGCAGGGGUUGACGUCCCUCCCCCCUGCCCCCACGCCCCCUCCUCCAGCCCCUACUCCCGCGCGACUGCCCACCCCUCCACUGCCACCGGUGACCGUGCCCCAGGGAGGCUUGCCCUCUGACGGCAGCCGCCAGAGCAGCAGCAGCUCUAGCGACAGUGGCAGCAUCACAAUGAGGGAUCAGAGAGAUCGCGCUGCCCCUGCCAACCGCCGUAAGUCCAACAUGGAGGAGGUUCAGGACGAGCUGGUGCACAGGCUGACUCUGGGCCGCAGUGCUCAGAAGAAGUUCCAGGCUCCACCCCGUAACCCCACCCUCCCUGCUGCCAACAUCACCUAUGACUCCAACCCCGAGGAGGUGAAGGCCUGGCUGCAGGUCAAGGGAUUCAGCACCGUAACUAUUAACAGUCUGGGAGUGCUGUCUGGUGCUCAGCUGUUCUCCCUCAACAAGGAUGAGCUAAAGACCGUUUGUCCUGAUGAUGGGCCCAGGGUCUACAGUCAGGUCACCGUCCAGAAGGCUGCCCUUGAGGACGAGUCUGAACGUGCCUGGUUCACAGCUGCUCUGCGCCGUCGACAGGAGCUCCUCGACCCACCGGACAACGGAAGCACCUCAGACGUGGACUAAGAGUUCACUAAGCAGCCCACCACAUUUGGUACAGCAGAGUACUGUAGUUGUAGGUUUCUAUACACUACUAGGCCAAAAUAAUACAAUGAAGAUUUGAAAAGAUUUAGUAGGCUAAAAAAAUCUGAAGAGCACAUAGUUGUAGAUCAAGUUAAACAUUGAAUCAGUGUCUUCAUUAUUCAUCUAAAAAAAAAUCAAUAUAUUGAAUAUUGUGUAGUCCUGCUGUAAUUUGUCUAAGGGAAAGAAGAAAGUCCACUUAUAGACCUGUUGUUUAAAAUGCACUGUCCGAGGAAGUAUUAAGAUGUGUACUUGCUAACAAGUCGAUGACUGAAGAUGAGAUGUUGAAAAGGGCACAAUCAAAUGUUUAAGUUGUUUUUUCAAUAUUCACCACUAGUGAUGAUUGAAGGAUGGAAUUAGGAUGAUGUGGAAUUUGCUUGACUUCCAUAUGGAAUUUAUAUCAUGGAAUGAUCACACUUCCAUUGUAAAUGUGAACCUUCACGUUUGUAAACUUGGAAUAUAGUCCUCGAAUUUUGCUCUUGGGAUCCUAUAAAAUGGAGCUGAUGCAGGACAUUAUGGAAAUCAGUGUGGUGCAAAGCAGAAAGAACUGAUUGUCAAUUAUAUGUACAAUUCUGUUUGCUGGCAAAGAGAGGAUAGAUUAUUUAUAUAUAUAAAUAUAUAAAUAUAUAUAUAUAUAUGACCAUUUUCUAUUUAAGCAUAAUGCCAAAAGAGUAACUUUAUAUGAUUCCCAGCUGACUAGAGCAAAUAGAGAAUAAAGCAGCAUGCUCUUCUUAGGCUGAGCAGCACACGGGGAAUACACAAUAGAAUACACAUUUCUGUAGCUAUGUUUUCAGGGAAUUUUUCAUACUAUAUCUAGCUUACUUAGUCCAUUUUAAAGCUUUCAAACACCGGUGUGCAUAAGCAUUGCUUAGUUUUUCAUUUUGGAGUACUUUGGCCAGAAAAUAAGUCUUUUUCAUCUGACCAUGCUAUAUAAUCAUGCACAUGCAAACACAUUCUCAUGGUCAGCAAAAGACUUAGAGUGGCACUAUGUGGAUCUAAAAGGUAUAUUCACCUCCCUUUACUAUUGGUGUCUUUAAAGUGCCAUGUUUAUAAAUGAACCCCCCUGCCCUGUUACAUACCCAUUAUUAAACAGCAGCUGUGUUGUUAAAUCUAAGAUGGUGAAAGCCUUACAGAGGCUCUUUGUUCAGUUAUCUAACAAGCCAUUUACCCACUGUGGGAAUUCUCAGUUCAUGCUCUCUCCAUUUUUGAAUGCUUUUGUUUAGUCCAGUUAUGCUGUGGAAAAAGGUUAUAUUUCAUUAUGUUCUGGAUAACAUGGCAGUUCUACAUUAGCUGACUUGCACUUAAAUAGGAACAUCUUCAACAAGAACCAUUACAUUGAAAAAGAUGUGCAGAAUAAAUGGAUACACAGAAUCUGUUCUGCUUUGUAGGUUUA
This is a messenger RNA of Electrophorus electricus (electric eel), 4279 nucleotides long. The record is from RefSeq and is a predicted model, not a curated record. Lineage: Eukaryota; Metazoa; Chordata; Actinopteri; Gymnotiformes; Gymnotidae.